Mycosarcoma maydis (corn smut) is the source of this 2400-nucleotide messenger RNA. RefSeq lists its product as uncharacterized. The record is from RefSeq and is a predicted model, not a curated record. Gene Ontology annotation, molecular function: protein binding. NCBI's taxonomy places the organism in Eukaryota, Fungi, Basidiomycota, Ustilaginomycetes, Ustilaginales. Bases 1 to 2400 code for a protein of 799 amino acids. The transcript has a single exon.
AUGCAGAACGAUCGCAAAGACGGUUCGGCCCUUUCGGGCUUGGCGCACGACGCUUCGUCCUCCUCGACAUUUUCACCAAUACGCUCGUCCUCCAACACGCUCUUCUCCUCAACAAAGUCAAGAUUGCAGCGUCAAUCUGGCUCCAGCUCCGGCUCUGGCUCCAGCACCAAUGAUGGCUCCCUUACUGACUCGGAUGGUCGAUACGCUUUUCGUCAGUCAGUCCUCGAUAUGGAAGCCCUUCUCACCUUUACAGACAACGAUCGCGACCCCGACCAUAUCUUUGAUCCCAUCCUCCCCGCAACCAAACCGCGCUUCACGCGUCCGUUUGGCAUGCCGGGCGAGCGCCUCUUCAAUCAGCAGCUCAAAUCCAUCGGUCAUGCACAGGAUCCCAACCCCACUGUCCAACCUUUUGAUAUCAUCCACAUCCCUGAAAAUGAGCCUAUCUACCAGCGCCCACAUACCACCGACGACACGCUAGCGCUCCUUCUUCCCCUCCUCAUCCUCCUCUCCACUCUGCUCUUUCUUCUUCUUCUCUUUAUCAUUCUCAUCAUCGUCGUUCGACGCAGGGCUCGCAUCUCGCUUGGUGAUUCGGACGGCCCGCUCGACGUCGGUCGGGAGGAAGAGCUUGAAGGCACGGGAGGUCUGGAUGGCAUCGAGCAGCGCUGGCUCGAGACCGUACAAGAGCCCGUUCAGCGCGGCUACCGCCGUGCCAAGGAAUGGAUCCUUGCUUACCCACCAGGAACUCAGUCGACAGACAUCACGCUCAGCCAAUUCCUCAGCAUCCAGGAAAAGGGCGUCAGUGCCUGGUCCUUUGACCCGGAUUACGAGAGCAACCCGUCCGUCUUUGUCGAAGCCAGAACCGAGAUUACCUUUAUCGCAGACGGCCAAGGCAUGGCUCCACAGGAAGGUGGCGGUGUCUGCGUUCAAAGCAAUCUGCCCCUGCCCAAGAUCAACGAGGUCUACUAUUGGGAGGUCAAGAUGUUCAACAAGCCCGACAACACCAACGUCGCCGUCGGUCUCACCACCAAGCCCUACCCGCAGUUUCGCUUGCCCGGUUGGUCCAAGUACUCGAUCGGCUACUUUUCCAGUGACGGCUUCAAAUGUCACAAUUAUCCCUUUGCAGCACAGUCCUAUGGUCCCGCCUACGGUCAAGGCGACGUGAUUGGCAUCGGCUACCGUCCGCGAACCGGAACCGUCUUCUUCACCCGCAACGGCAAGCGACUCGAAGAUGCCUUCAUCGGCCUGAAUCGCUACAAUCUCUUCCCGACUGUCGGAGCCGAUGGUGCUUGUGAGAUUCACGUCAACCUUGGUCAAGCUGGCUUCGUCUUUAUUGAGGCCAACGUCAAAAAGUGGGGGUUGGCACCCAUGGUGGGAACGCUCGCACCGCCUCCCGCCUAUGGUCAAGAGCGUGGUACGAUUCUAAUGGAGAGCGGACAGGGCAGCUCGGCGGAUGCAAAUGGAGAAGCCUCUUCAUCGACGGCUGCUCCGCCGCGAAGCGACUCGCCGCCUCCGCCCAUCUCACCUUACGAGGAGCGCUCGCCUUCGCCUUCACACAACCGCAUGCCCAGUCACGCUAGCACUCUCACACCAGCGCCAGCCCGCUCAUCCUCGCUGCGUCCCAACGGUGUAAGCGGUGCAGGCGGUGCAGCUCUCGAUGCGCCGCGUCCCACAAGUAGACCAUUGGAGCAAGAUGACUCAUCCGACGGUAGUCCACCCAAUCCGCCAACGCCGCAUCGUCUCGACAUUUCGCUCCACUCGCUGUCAGAUGCAUCUACACGAGCGGGCAGCGGACAUGCUGGUGCGGUAGAAGACUCGUACUUUCCUACGUCACCGCCGUCGCCCGCAGAUGCGCUACCGCCGCCUGCCACAUCGAACCAUUCUCCGCCUUCGUACGCCACGGCGGUCGAGCACGGCGCGCUGGGCGGUACUUCUGCCUUUCAUCACCAAGCACGUCGCGGUUCUGGCCGAACGCAUCAGCUGGCCAACGCUGUGCUGGGCAUGUUGAGUGAUCGUGGACUUUUGCAGCCUAUCAAUCGUAACAAUCCCUCACCGCAGCCAUCUCCGAACAUGGGUGGACGUGGAUAUGGUAGUUACGGCAGCGGCCAUGGCGGUGGCUUGUCCGAGGCCGAGUACGAGAGGAUGCUGAGGCAAAACACGGCGCGCAACAGCCGAAGCGCUGCUGUCAACGGCAAUGCAGCAGCGGAUUACAGCUUGCAGGGCUGGGUAAGUUGGUUGGGUUUGGGUGGCACCAGCGCCAGUGCCAGUAGCAGCUCCAGCAGUCGGACCAACAGCAGUAGGAACAGCAGCAACGGUAGAAGCGCUUCGGGGAGGAGAGCAGCGAGUGGAUCCAGAGGGUCUAGCUCAUCGAAUGUCAGCAGCUCUUCUUCUAGCCGCACUUGA